GUGCUGGUUUUGGCCUGGGCAUUGUCUUUUCAGUCAUCUUCUUCAAAAGGAAGACGUGGCCCAUCGCGUUCGGCUCCGGGACGGGCCUGGGCAUGGCUUACUCCAACUGCCAGCAUGACUUCCAGGCCCCGCACCUCCUCCACGGGAGAUUUGUCAAGGAGCAAUGACAGAGGGGAAGGAAGCCAGACUCGGGGCCUCUCCUUCCCGAAAAGGUCCAAGCGCCCUGCUGACCGUGGCCUUGGGAAGCGCCCACCCGUUCUCGGGAACCGAUUUGCGAUUUGUAUCCAAAGCCGGGGGAAAGUGCUGUUCUGGGAAAUAAAAAGAUGUGAUGCACACGCACAA
Molecule: messenger RNA, 342 nt
Organism: Anolis carolinensis (green anole)
Lineage: Eukaryota; Metazoa; Chordata; Lepidosauria; Squamata; Anolidae
Gene: micos10
Product: mitochondrial contact site and cristae organizing system subunit 10
Cellular component (GO): MICOS complex; mitochondrial inner membrane; mitochondrion
Source: RefSeq, a predicted model, not a curated record